This is a messenger RNA of Naegleria lovaniensis, 1005 nucleotides long. RefSeq lists its product as uncharacterized. Lineage: Eukaryota; Heterolobosea; Eutetramitea; Acrasida; Naegleriidae. The record is from RefSeq and is a predicted model, not a curated record. The transcript has a single exon. Bases 1 to 1005 code for a protein of 334 amino acids.
AUGAAAACAAGUAAAUUGUUUGUAGCGAUCCUUUUGGCAAUUACUCUCCUAGUCAUGCUAGUGGUUCUUCCAGCUUGGACACAUGCCACAGAAAGCAGCAUGGGACCACAAGACGACAUGCAAAAGAAGAGACCUUCAAAGCCAUCGCCCUCUCAAAGACCCCCAAGACCACAACCUUCUCAAAGACCACCACUUCCUGAGCCAUCUCAACGUCCUCCAAGGCCAUCUCCAUCUCAAAGACCACCAAAGCCAAGGCCAUCAUCUCAAAGACCUCCUCGUCCAGAGCCAUCUCAAAGAUCAUUCAAACCUCAAAGAGAAGCAACCAACAUGGAGCUUGAAUCUGUUGCUCUACAUGAAGAAGAACCACACAAUGAUGUCGAAGAGGAACAACCAAAUCAGAGACCUCCAAAGCCAUCGCCCUCUCAAAGACCUCCAAGACCACAACCUUCUCAAAGACCACCACGUCCUGAGCCAUCUCAACGUCCUCCAAGACCAUCUCCAUCUCAAAGACCACCAAGGCCAACUCCAUCUUCUGAGAAACCAAAGAAAGGUAAAGCUACUGAAGGUGAGCAACCUGAUCAAGAGGAAUCUGGUUCUCAACAAGGAAAGAAAAAGGAUCAAGAUAUGCAUCGUGGUUCUGAAAAAAGACCUCGUUUUUCUAUGAAUCUAGGUCUUCUCAUUGCAGGUUCUUUCGCUACCUUGUAUUGUUUGGCUGUUGGAAGUGUUUUGGGAGUUGCUUAUUGUUGGUUCCGAAGAAAUAAGAAACGACAAGAAACCUUAUUGUCCAAUGAUCAAGUGGCCAAUAACCAUAAUAAUAUUCAAGGAGCUGUUCAAACUGAUACUCAUAUGAGAUUGCAAGAGGAGGAAGAUGUUGAAAUGCAACCACCAGUGAUGUCUCUUCAACAACAAGCUCACAUUCAACCUCAGUAUAUUCAAUUAUGUCCAAGUUUGAUAGUUCCACAACAGCAACCACCUAUGGCCAUUAACAAUGAUGUCCGUGUGUAA